AUGACCUUUCGUGUAGAAGUUAAUGAUGUGUUGGGAAGCUUCAACAAUGAAACAUUUGCUAAAUUUUCGGUGCAGUUCCAAUCUUCAAGUUUUCAUAAUAUUCGUUAUUUAAAAAACAACUCUCAUAUUUAUGUGGACUUCAAUGCACGAGACCGGUAUGAAAUUUUUGUUGGCCCUGGGGAGGUAUAUUUUGGUGCAAAAUUAACUAUACCUGAAUGUAUACGUGAGGAAAGGCUAUAUAAUCAUGUUAUAACACUGAAUCAACAAAUAUCAUCAUACCAACAAAAAUUAUUUAAAUUAGAAACACAUAUCAGAGAGCUAGAAACCAAAUUAUCAAAUUGCUGUUGUACAGCAGUCACAACUUCUAUCACGGAACAAUCAUAUAUUAAUAAUAAUAAUAUCAACAAUAAUGAUAAUAUUAACAAUAAUGAUCAUAUUAACAAUAAUGAUAACAAUAACAAUAAUAUUAACAAUAAUAUUAAUAUUAAUAAUAACAAUAAUAUUAAUAAUAAUAUUAACAACAAUAAUAAUAUUAUUAAUAAUAAUAUUAAUAAUAAUAAUAAUAUUAAUAAUAAAAAUAAUAUUAAUAAUAAUAAUAAUAUUAAUAAUAAAAAUAAUAUUAAUAAUAAUCCAUCAAUCUCUGCAGAACCAUCACCCGAAUCACCUAGCAGUAACACCAGCAUAGUACGAACAAAUAACCUGCCAUCAAAAUGGCAACCCCGUCAUCGUAAUCAACUGAAAAGACUUUCCCGACUCUCUCAAAAAAAACCCACACCAUAUCAUGUAACACCAAUUCAAAAUUUAGACGAAGCACGAAAAAUUGUAAGACAAACUUGUAAAAUGACAAAAUCGGCUAAAAGUUAUCAAAAAAUAGACCUAUAUAUUGGAGCAGCAAAAGCCCACCAAGCAAUGAUUUUUGGAAACUCAACUGGCACAUAUUCAAAAAGUGACCAACUAAAUGAUAUUGGUUGCACAACCAUCAAAUCAGGUGCAUUAUCAAAACGACACUCUCAAUUUGCAAAAUGUUCCAGGAUUAAUAGCAGCAACGAAAUUAAUAGCAGCCAUAGUGGUAAUGAUUUAUAUUCAAACCUAGUACCAAUUUCACUUUGGUACGAGCCAAAAAAAGCCGCAGAAGCAGCUUUAAUUUAUUUAGAAGAAUCUGCACAAGGUGCCAUUAUAUCAGAUGAUGAAGCAAAUGAAAUU
Molecule: messenger RNA, 1203 nt
Organism: Entrophospora candida
Lineage: Eukaryota; Fungi; Glomeromycota; Glomeromycetes; Entrophosporales; Entrophosporaceae
Source: the annotation of a GenBank genome assembly